Molecule: messenger RNA, 1386 nt
Organism: Gastrolobium bilobum
Lineage: Eukaryota; Viridiplantae; Streptophyta; Magnoliopsida; Fabales; Fabaceae
Product: protein JINGUBANG-like
Exons: 1
Coding region: 1-1386 (461 amino acids)
Molecular function (GO): protein binding
Source: RefSeq, a predicted model, not a curated record
AUGACAGGGUCAUCGAGAGGAGGACACUUAUUCUUGGACGAAGGCAGUGUCCAAGGACGAAGAUACGGUAAGUUAAAAAAAAACGACAAGGACGAGUUUGAUGGUUAUAACUCUGAUAAUCAUCCAAGGAAAAACAGCCCCGUCACAAUCGAUGCACCACAUUUGGAUCCUCAAAUGGCAGCAGAUAAUUCUCCAUACGAUCCAUCCCUCUCUCCUUUAUCUAAAUCUCCAUGGUCCUCUCAUAUGAACGAGGAAAGUUCCAUGUCCAACGAUAACGAUGCUCUUGUGGGUUCACUAGUCCGCGAAGAAGGCCAUAUAUACUCUCUUGCUGCAACCAAGGAUUUGUUGUACACAGGUUCCGAUAGCAAGAACAUUCGCGUUUGGAAGAAUCAGAAGGAGUUCGCAGGGUUCAAGUCCAAUAGCGGUUUGGUUAAAGCCAUUGUUAUUGCAGGGGAGAAAAUCCUCACUGGCCAUCAAGAUGGAAGGAUCCGUGUUUGGAAAGUCUCCUCCAGGAACGAACAAAUACACAAGCGCGUGGCAACAUUGCCAACUUUGAGAAACUACAUCAAAUGUUCAAUGAAACCUAGCAACUACGUCGAAGUUAGACGACACCGUAACAUGCUGUGGAUCAAACACUACGACGCAAUCUCAUGCCUCAGUUUAACGGAAGACCAUUCUCUUAUCUACUCUGCUUCGUGGGACAAAACAUUCAAGGUUUGGCGAGCCUCGAACUUCAAGUGUUUGGAAUCCGUGACAGCUCACGACGACGCCGUUAACGCUCUGGUGGUGGGGCUUGACGGGUUGGUGUUCACCGGCUCGGCGGACGGAACGGUGAAGAUUUGGCGGCGGGAGGUGCAGGGGAAAGGGACAAAACAUUUCUUCUCGCAAACGUUGUUGAAACAAGAGUGUGCGGUGACGGCGUUAGCGAUAAACGAGGAAGGAACCGUUUUAUACGGUGGGUCAUCUGAUGGGUUGGUGAAUUACUGGGUGAGGGAAACGAGUCUCGAACACGGUGGCACUUUGAGGGGUCAUAAGUUGGCGGUCCUGUGUUUGGCCACUGCAGGGAGUUUGUUGUUCAGUGGUUCUGCUGACAUGGCAAUAUGUGUGUGGAAGAGGUCUUUGAGUAACGAGCAUAGUUGCAUUUCCAUUUUGACGGGACACACUGGACCUGUUAAAUGUCUCGCUGCUGAGAAGGAUCCUGAUGCAAUGUGCAAUGAGCGUCGUUGGAUUUUGUACAGUGGCAGUUUGGAUAAGUCCGUUAAGGUGUGGAGGGUGUCGGAGACUCCACCGCCCGGUACUAUGCAAAACAACCACCAGCCUCCGCGUCUUAGUACUGAAUUCCCUAGAGUCUCGUCCUUGCGAAAAAUGGGGUCAAGAAGAUACUAA